GUUACUGCUAGUAGCUGCUUUGGAUUCAUGUAUCCUCAGAAGUGCCAGGAUACUGCGUUGCUUCCUAUCCUUCCUCCUGCUCUUUGAAGAGAUGUUUCGCUGGACUGGUCACCCCUCCCCAAGCCUGUCUCAGAAUGUUUGCAGCCCAUUGCCCUGAUUCUCAACCAUUGCACCAAUAUAUCUGGUUUUGACGUUCCAAUGUAAUUAUGUAGUUAUACUUAUGUAAUGCCAUGUUUAUGUGAUGCUAUGCUACCACAGCAAUUAAUACAAUGCACCCUAAAUAGUAAUUAGAUGUUGCAGUACAUUUUGGGAUUGGUACAUUGCAGGAGUCAUUGUGCCAUCAAAACUGCUAGCACCAGAACUCAUUUUCUUGAUUAUGGUUGAUAUGGGAUUUUUGUCUUCUAUUUCUUGCUAUAUAAAUGUUUAAGAAUUGAAGUAACUUGUGGAUAAUGGACAAUAUUUCUAAUUUUUGUGUCAAUUUGAGAGAGACUUGAUAACUUGGUGUUAAAUUCAGGUGGAGAAGACUUUGACAUUCCUGAUCUUCAUGGAUAAAAGCACUUAAGAGCUGUAAUGUGAAUUCAGCAGUAAUAAACUUCCUCAGUAUCUCUUUAAUUUUGGAUUAUAAUCACCCCAUACUGAUCUGAACAGUAUUUCAAUAUACACUGGGUAGGGUAUAAGUUCAUCAAGCUUUUCCAGUCUUCUGAAAGUGAACUGUUUGCUUCCAACACAUAUUGUUGUUCCACUCCAAGAAUCUGUUUAAUUCUUCUGUAUAGUAAAAAUUGCUGAAAUUCUGUAGAAUAUCUACAAAUAUUCUGUAGCAUAUCUACACCUUUUCAGAAAUAUUUCAGAAAUAUAUUCUGCAUAUAUGUAUGCAGGCAAAGCCAAAUCAAUAUUGCCAAGUUGUACAUAUCAGAAUGUGGAAAUAGGUCACAAGGGUCUGCUGUUUUACUCUAAUAACACAUAUUGGAACAGAUAAUCACAACAGCUUCCCAGUAGGAGUACUGAGAAUGAGAGAAAGUACUCCUCUCAUGCACAUUUGUGACAAAAUAUAUUUUAAUACCAGUGUCUGAAAAACUAAGAGGUAGAACCCCAUCAACGACUCUGUAAGGCAGGGAUGGACAGCAUGUGACCCUCCAGAUAGUUUUGGACUGCAGCUACAACAAUGUUUCUGUGUUGGCUGGGUUGAAGACCAUCUUUUCAGUCCCUUCUGCUGAACCUGAUCUGUGUACACACACACACACACACACACACACGAUCUUUGUUGCAGUUGCACAUAAGCAAGUCCUAAUAUGUUGAUUCCUGAACUAUAUGCAGUUAGCCUACUAUUAGAUAGUAAGGUGGCUACCUCAGUCAGCUGAUCUCGAUUAUUUUGAUCACAAAAGAUCAGCAAAUAUGUUAUUAUUGUAUUUAUUCCACUGGAGGGGGUGCUUGUAGGAUUUUGUCCCUCAAGUAUAGAAAUGUUUUAAUAAAAUAAAUAAAAUAAAUAAGUGCUGGACCAUCCCACAGUACUGUGUAUCUUGAAUUGCAAGGAUGUGCAGGUGCGGUAAGGUGCCAUUUGCUGUAGCUGAUCAGGCAUCAAAUUGUCUUGGGCUAGCACUGAUUACGUAUGCAUAAGCUUGUACGUUUAUGGUCAGUUCUGUUGCAUGAACUUUAUGUACUUUCUUUUCAGAGGGCUUCAGUUUGAAAAUUCUUUCAUUUUAAAAGGAGAUGCUGACUAUUCUGUUGCUAGCUCAAGAGGAGAAUAAAAUCAACGAACUAUCAUUUAUAAGGUCAUAUUGUUUUAUAGAGGAAUACCUGUCAUUGUGUUAAUAUAUGAGUAACCAAUGAUAACAAUGCCAUUUUCUUUCAUUCAAAUAAAGGGUGCAAUCUUCAAUGCCUUUUAUUUCUGGAUAGUUAUAUAUAGAUAUUUGCUGAUUAAAAUGGGUUUUGGGGGAUGUUUAAUCAAAUGGAACUUGCCUUUGGUAAUGGGAGUGUAGUCAGGUUUUACAUGUGAUUAUUGAAAAGGAUCUGAACUACAGAGGAAAAAGCAUCUGGGAAAAGGAGCAUGCAGAAGAAACAAGAUGUCAUGGAAAACAUGGAGACCUGAGGGAAGCAGAUUACAGACAGCUUACUUGAAAUAAAAAAUAAUAUGUGUCAGAAGUAGCACUGAGUUCUUUAAAUGUUGCUGUGAAAAAUAAAUAAAUAAUUCCUUUCUAGCUCUGAGAUGAGUCACAUAUAUCAACCAUAGACUUAAGAAAUUUAGGCCAUCCUCUGUUCAAUCACUGUUUUUAGCUGAGCUCAAGUUCUGUUUUCUUUUUUGUUUGACUGCUGCUGAAGCUUUUAAAAUUUUUGUUUUGAUUUUUUUAAUGGCAUCCCAUCCCUUUCUCUAACAUGUGGUACUAAUAUCUUAUUGGCCAGUGCUAAAAUUAUUUUAAGACAUUUUCCCUUUUCAUGGAUGAAAAGUUCUUUCUCUUUUUUCGUUACCCUUUUGCUUUUCUGAAGAAAGGAAGCUCAGCUGGGAUACUCUCAGAAGUAUUUCACAUUGGAAUUGGAUGAAAAAGAACAUUUUAUCUCCCCAUUUCCUCUUCAGUAUGAAAAAUUCAUUUGGGGUGAUCAUAUCUUACAUAUUCAGAUACAACAACAUUUGAAUUUUCUUUGUUCUUUUGUCUUCAAGAGGAGAAACUUGGCAUAGGAUCAAAAGGUGUCCUUGUUUUCACUUUUUCUUUUCUUUUCCAUAUGGACUUGUGUUGUCAACUUCAAUAUAACUGUAGUUUCUUUUUGAAAGAUGCCAGGCUUUUUUCUGAUAUGCCUCUGUUGAAUUUGAUGAUUUUCCUUAUAAUAAUUUCCAAUAUUACAGUGGACACUUUGGUAUGUUUAAAGCAGCAUGUAACAGUCUAUCAGAUGGGCAUUGUAAAAUAUCGCAGAACUAUUGAUUUUAGUGUCUUCUGCCCUUCAUGUUCUAUAACUUGGGAAGGAACAAAUGAAGUUAACAUACCUCAUCUUACAUAACAUCUUGCACAAAUGGAAUCUUGAGAACUGCUGUUACUGCUUUGAAUUCUUGGGUAGUGCCUUUAUAGAACAGAACUGGAGGCUAUUUUCCUUGUUGUUAUUAUUUGAUACCCAUCCCAAUAUAGUGAAAGGAUCUUUCCACCUUACCAUAUUACACAGUGUACUGUGUACUGGUUCCCCCGCCCUCCAAAACAGAAUUCAUUGGUUAGCUGUAGCUUUUGACCUCACACUGGUAAGAUGUAACCUGUUGUUCCUUGUGUUAUGCCCAAGGCCAUCAUACAACAAGUAAUGCCUGAGCUAGGAGAGCUGAAAUGGAUCUUUAGAAAGAUCCUUUUGUGUGUUUCUCAAAUAUCUGCCCUUUCAUCCCCAGUGUGUGCAUUCAUUUCUAUGAUUUAACUUCCACUCUUCAAAAUCCAUUUCCUUUGAAAGCUUUUGUUACACAGUUGAGCCGUGUUUAGCUGUAAUGCUAGCCAUGGUUUAGCAUUAUGAGAGCAAGCCUAGCUUUCUCCCUGGCUCCCAUAUUCCCCUUUCUCCAAAGUGAACAGAACUUGGUUAGAAGUGUCUCUUAGUUUCUUCACAGUUUAGCAUGCCAUCCAAAACCUAAACAGUACUUUAUCAUAACAGAAGUAAAUCAGCUUCAUAAACUUGUACUUGAAGUCAGCUUGUUUCCAAUAACCCACAGUAUGAUUAUGCACAGUUCGUCUGGUUUGGACAGCCAUGCUGAAGGAGAAGGAAGGGUGUCGCGGCCAUCAGAGGCUAAGUUUAUUCUUGUAACACUUAAAUGUGGUUUAGUCUUAUGCCUGAAACAGGUCUUUGUGUUAUAAAAUCAUUACUUCAUUCUUACAGACAGUAUUUUGGUGAUCUGAAACUACAUUACUAGCUGGAGGACAUUUAAUUACAAAUGCUGCAAGCACUCUGAACAGUUAACCACAAUAUUAAACACAUCACUUUUCCUUUUGAAUUUCAACAUAACAAUAUGUAUGAGAAAUGCUGCUUUUGUGUUCAGAAUGAAAGGGGAGAGAAGCUAUUUACAUGCAGCAAUCAUAACUUUCUAAAAGGUAUUUUUUGAUGUGGGUGGAUUGAUUCCAUCAUUUCAGUUUUUAAAUUUUCAUAGUCUAUCUGUUGAUCUGUCAAUCAGUCAAUCUGUUGAUUUCAUAGUCAAUCUUUCAUAUUCAGUCUGUUGAUUUCAUAGUCAAUCUGUUGAUCUGUCAAUCUAUGAGGCCCCUUCUGAGUGAGCGGGGCCGGCUGGUGCCGGAUGUCAGACUAGAUGGCCUGGGAGACCCCUUCUGACUCGCUCUGUUUCUAUGUUUCUAUGUUGUCUAGCCAUUUCAAAACAUUUAUAUUCACAGUAUAAAAGCCAUUGUGAGAAAAUGCAGCAAAACACUCUAAUUAUAGGCUGCCUUGCUUUGCAGAUCAUGGUAUGUGAUGGGAAAAAGAGGACAAGAAUAGAAAGUAUGCAUUAUACCUUAGCUUAAAUACAUAUUUUCUCUAUUUGUGUUACUGAGGUAAUUAAGGAGAAGUAAGGAACAUUUAGGUAAAUGUUCAUUUAUCUGUGUGUUGCAGCUAUGCAAACAUUUGCUAGGCAACAGGAAAGCCUGCAAUAGCCUUCAGGAUAGCUGUGUUCAUAGUUAACUCUUCCCUUUCUAUUCCAAACCCCUGUCCUCCUUCUUUAUUCUUUGUCCCUCUGCCUUGUGGGGGGAUCUAAGUUUGUUAAUACUGUGAUACUAUUCAUUAUCGUAUUCCGCCUUAGUGCUGAAUAAGUAAAAAGAAUGAAAAACAGCAGGGUAAUACUAUCCUGGACAUUAUCUAAAUAAGGCAUAUGAAGUGGCAUUGAUGGCUGUAUGGUUCAUCUGCUGUAUACGGGUUUGUUUUCUUAAAGACGACCCACAUGGCAGAUCCUCACUUGGGCCCAAGAACUUGCAUGAUGAACAAGAAGUGUGGCGACAUGGCCAGUGGGCAUCUCGAAAUGUCUGCCGUGCUCUCGUUCCAUUUUACCUUAAUUCCUAAUCGAUGGACUGUUUGCCAUGUUGGCCCUGUGCCUGCUACUACCUGCAGCCUGGUUGGGCCCAUGGGGGAACACACUGGCGGUCAUUCCCAGGGUAUGCCAGUGGGAUGCUUGCAGGUUGUUUAGAACUAGUAUAAAUGAAUCUUGGAUGCGUGCUCAAACUCAUUUCUACACUGCACCGUAGUUUGAUGCAGCCCACACAAUAUCUUGGGUGGCUUGACCUUCUCAGCUUCAUUUUUAAAAGGGUAAAUCUUUUUAUUUUUUCUGUACUCUGGUAUACUUAUCCCCGCCCCUCAGUUUGAUGAUCACUUUAUACAUCUGGCAAAGUGGGUUCUGGCCCAUAAAAGCUCAAGCCACAAUAACAUUGUUUAGUCUUUUAAAGUCUCAAAAUAAUGUUUAUUGUUUUUUCUGGAAUAAAACAUAUUCUGCUUAUGAGGGCACAAACUGUCCUGUCUAAUGCAGCUCAAGUUUUCCAAAGGAUCUGAUCAAAAGCAAAUCAGAAGCACAAGGAUGAAGUAGAUUCCAGUCCAAUGAAACAGGACUGCAAAUUCAGGCCAGACAUGGGUGGAUUUGUUAGGACCCUGGACAGAUCUAUGCUAGCUGGCGCUCACUAAGGAAAAUCUGUUGUCUCAGUGUUAUGCAAAGGUCUUCUAAAACUUUUUGAAGGUAGCCUUCUGUUAAUUCCACGCCCUCUGAGGAACUAUCUUCCUCUUAAAGGGUUUUUGCCUGAUUAUGGAAUCAUGGGAUGGGGAGCGGUGAGGACUGUAUUGUGGUGGUAUUGUGGAGAUUUCCGUUAGGCUGGGGUUUUAGUUCAGUUGUUCCCAGUCUGGUGCGCUUCAUAUGCUUUGAACUAUAAUUCCUAACCAUUGUCUGGGAGGUAAUGGGAGUUGGAUUAAAAUACCUGAACGACAUUACACUGGAGAUGCCUGGUCUAGUUGAUCUAGCAGGAUGGGUUUGGUGCUGUCCAUCAUUUCCCCAUAUUUCCGGCAAUGUAAACAGAGUUACCUUAAACUACUGGCAUAUACUAAUAUAUCAAUAUUGUAUUUGGUUUCAGAUGCACCAAACAUAUUGGAAUGAAAAUUUAUGAUAAGACAAACAUUUCUUUUUGCACCACAUGUUUCUUCCAGUGAUCGGAGUUUUCAACUACCUGCAAGGAUUGUUAUUUUCCCUAGGAUUAAAAUGUAUACAUGGAGUCUUUCAUCUGAGGUUGUUCAGUUUGAAUCUUUCUUCCCCUUGUGUCUCUGUCCCACUCAGUCAGCUACUAGUUUAAGAAUUUAAAAAAGCAUGUCAAAUGUUUACGGAAUUUAGUGUCCUGUAUAAUUUGUGGCCUUAACAUGUCAGGGAAAAGGGUACAUUAGUUUCUCCUCCUCCUGUGCAACAACCACAUAUGAAUGAAUUAUAUUUUUCUAGGAUGGGGAAAACCAUCCCAGCUAAUACAUAUCAAUCUAAUCAUGAUUGAGGAGUGAAGAGUGUGGGAAAAAUGUAGAGGAAAUUGCAACUGUCUUAAGUAAUACCGUGAACCAAGUUGAAAGUAUUUGAAUGUGUGGGCAGUUGAAACAGAGGUGGGGGGGGGCAAAGAAUGUCAAUAGACUGGAUUGCUUCAAGGUGGUGGGCUCCCAUCCUAAGGAAAAAGGAAGUGCUUUUAUAGGGCUGAGCAUUUAAAGAUGGAAAAUCUGAGGGUUCUUGCUUGAAGGGGAUUCCAGAAAACUUCACAAAAAUAGCCUGUUUGUCAGAUCCUUUGUAACUAACAGCAUCUGUACACUGUGGCUAUCAUCCAAAGGAUCUGUGGAGCUCUUUACACACAUGAUUUCCUGCUCUGUACUGUGAGAAAGAAAACGGUGCAGAGGACUGCUGACUCUGCUAAGGAUUGUAAAUGCAUGGUUUGCUUAGAACUCUAUAGCAGCCGUUAGAAAAGUAGAUUGUUGGCGUAGACUGUUGGCGCUGAACUGCUGUAAGCUAUAGUAAACAAGUCUUGAAUGUUAGCUUUGUGUGAAUGAGCGGUUUAGGACCAGGCCAUAGAUUGUAGGAUAGCUUAACCUCAUGGGGCUGAAAUACACAGAUGUUACAGUCAGGUGCAGGGAGUAAAGAAGUUUGAGUAUUUAGUUUAAUCUCCAGUUGGGGUUGUAGGCAUUGAAAAAUGAUGUGCCAUUAUGAAAAUCUGACUGGACAUCUAUCAAAUCAUGAAGUAUUUUGUGAAAUGUUAAGUUACUUACAAGUGAUGCCAGCUUUAUUUAUAAUUGUUAUAUGGAAGCUGGGGAAGAGUCCCAUGAUUAACUAGGGAAAAGCGUGUAUUGGAAUGAAAUAGUAAACAUGUGAAAAUCUGUUUGGAAGAGGGGGCUGGACUAGUCAGUUGUGUUUUAUAAGCUGUGUUGACAAUAAGUACUAGCUUGCGAAUGCCCAGCCAUCAAAUAUGCUGCUAAAGAAAUAAUAUACAAAGUCAUUGGACUAAAUUGCAGGUACUUUUAUAAUAGCUGCAUGUUUCUUAGAAAUAGAAUGACUGCAAGAGGAAACUUCAAUAUCUAAUUGAAAAUGUCCUACUACAGAGAAAUACCUUAAAAUGGCUUUACUGUUAGGGGCUGUGCUGUUAAAUUAUCACAUUUGAUCACAUUAAGCUCAAAUCUAAACAAAGAGCCAAGUGUAAGCCCUCUUCUUAUUAUUAGCCACUGUGGCAAGGCUAGGGGGAAAAAGGCUGGUUGCCUUGGCAUCUAAAAUUUGAUACUGGCACCGAGGAAUUUGAAAUAUUUAUUCAGCCACAUGAAGGAUGUUUUGGGGAUUAAUUAGCUUUCAAAAUGCAUGUAGCUCAGUUGUGCAACAAAUGACCCUCGUUUCUGAUGGGCAGAAUGCAAACAUCAAGCAAGCAAGCGUUGUUAGAGUGUCUAUAAUAUAAAUGCGAAUAGUCCCAGACACUGAGUGGGGCAUGGAUCAUUCAUGUUUCUUGUUAGUUGCUUUUCAUGCUGAAUGUCCACUUGAAGAAAAUGGGGAAGAAGAAAGGGCAACCAUCACUACUUCUGAAGCUGAUUAGGAACCUUUAAAAAGAGUUUUCAAGCAAUUUUCCUUUGAAGCCAGUUUACUGAGUUUAGUCCUUCCUCACAUGCUAAUCACUAUUCUUUGAAACCCAGAUAAAAGUGUAGUCCUCACUGUGAAUAGUUUUGGUUUACCAUUAACAAACCUCAGUUAUCCAUUUUUUAAAAUUCUCUGGCUUAAGUGAGAUGGAAACAACUCUAUCCCAUUUGUCCUAGUAUCUUUUUGUGAAUUCUGUCAAUAAUAGCAAUGGAAACUCCUUAUGUAACAGUGAUGAUGACAUCAAGGUGUACCUCAGCUGUUGGGUCAUUUGCGCUGAAACAGCCUAUUGCCUAGUCCAGGGAGUCUCUUGUUUUCUUUCAUUAAAAGGAAAUCGUUGACCUUCCCAUUCAUUUAUUUCCUGCUCUAAAGUAGUGGACUACAAAAAACGUUGCCAUGAAUUUGACAGUUAGAAAAUAAGUGUUGGAGGCUGCAUUUCUUUGUGGAAAUCUGUGUGUGCAUUAAUCAGCAUUACUUUAAGGAGAAGAUAAUGCUGGAUUAUUCUGGUAGGUUAAGGCAUACCCCUCUGAGCAUAUCAGUAGCAUAUCACAAAAAGUCUGCUUGAUUUAGACAUGUGGAAAUGAUUUAUUAGAAAUAGGAAUUAGUAUUGGAGCUGUUGAAGACUUUUGACUAUGUAAUUUGGGAGGCUUCAUAUUUCCAGUGCUUUUGUGAAGUCCUACUGUCAGGAAGCUUAAUGAGAAGCACUUUAACUGAGUUGCCCGAUAUUUGUUAUUGGAAAAAGUGUGCUUUGCUGUGGAGGAUAACAGCCCUGCCCCUUGAUUACUCUAACUACCACCCCCACUAAGGCAAGAAUCUUGCAAAAAUCUUGUACAAAAUAUAUCUGGAAGCAAAUUUUACUGAAUCUCAUGGGACCCACAUAUAAAUAGACUUGUAUAAGAUUGCACAUGAUAUAGCAUUGCGCAACAAAUUGUCAUUUUACUUCAACCUCACUUCCUCUAGCUUGCUUUGCACGUAGGUUUUUAAAACAGCUCCUGAGAAAACUCUGCUCCAUAGGAUUAGUCAGAGUGCUCAAUCCUCUCUGCAGCUUCUGAAUGUGGAAGCUUUUACAUGGUGGUUUUGUUAUUCUUUUUCUUUUUAAUAAUGGGUGGGGAUAUUAGUCAGAGGUGAGUCAGAAUUAGAUAGUGAUCCAUUUAGGAAAUUAAUUUUCUCCUUCCUAAAUUGGAGGGAAUGUGUCUUUUCCAGAGUUUAAAGUCCAGACUCCUUUUAUCAUUUUUCAAUUCAGUGAACACUUUCCAAAUUACUUGGUACUGUACGUGCUCACUCAAAAGUGUUAAAACAGUUUGCUAAGAACUUGACAGUGUUGAAUUCUGUAUGGAAAAAUGAGACUGCCUGAAGGUGUUUACUAGUAGAUUAGGGAAAAAAUCCUCAAAAUGACAAGUAUUUCUUUUAAUAUAGAAAUGUGUAAUAUAAGCACCAUAUCUGACUGUGGCUUGUUGAACCAGAAACAAAUAAUGGUUGCUGUUAACUGUAGUGUUGGCCCAAAUAACUAACUUCAUGCCAUGGUUUAUGAUCCUGGCUUGUUUGAAUAAACUGUCCACAGUUCCUGGUUCAGAGAAACUGCAGUUACUUAAAUAUUAGCAAACGCUUCUCUUCUCCUUAGAGAUGUGUGAGGGGAAUGAGGAACAGGCUUAGACCUGCAGUGUUGUAGUUUCUUAUAGUCCUUGGCCUGGUUUGGACAAUCACAUAUUUGCUCAGCGAACUGUGAUACAUGCAAGUCUUUGCAUAUCUCACCUUUGCUUAUCCCUUUGUGGCAUGAACAAUCAAACCAGGAAGCAUUCCUGAAGAAGGUGCAAUGAGUAGAAGUGCCUUAAUUUGGAAGGUGGCCAUACUUGGUAUAGAAACUUGGCCAGUCUCCCACUGAACAUCGCAGAUUGUUCAAUGGGAGUCAUUGGAGGUUCCAAAGAGGAGAAGGAGUGGGGCAUGUGGAGCUUUCAAAGCUCCUUCAACCAGGCCUAGUGAUGUUUCUCCAGCUGAGUAGGAGGUUCAGCUUAUUUUGGAAGGAGUGGAGAAGCAUUUUCAGGAGGGGAGUUGGUAGACCCAAUUUUUAACCUGGUGAGGAGGUGUCAGGACAAAUGAGCUCCUCAGUUGGAGGGGCUUUGCUUUUCUUGUCCUCUUGCCCUCAAGCAGCAACAGCCACUCUGAGGGUCAAACCAGAACCUUUGCUUAAUGGGAGGGACCCAGGGGAAGUUUCCAGUUUGGAUUCAGUCCUUUACAUGAGCGGAAGCUUCUUUUUUCAGCCUGGGUUGAAAGCUAUUUAGACCUCAAACUGUUCUGUUAUCUGUGGAAUCUAAAUAAAGGAACUGCAUUUUCAAGGGAUUGUCUUGAGUUUUGGAACCUGAGGUAAGGGACCAGUCCAUAACACUUGGGUUGAGGUACUGACAUUAAAACCAGUUCACAAGAGAACCAAGAUGAGGGAAAACGUUCAUGCUGCCUGGUUAUUGGAGUAUUCAAUGUAACAUGAGCAUAGUGCACAAUCAUGAGUAGGCCUUUUUGUGGGAACCCCGAAAUUAUGAAAUGACCUGGAGAGGUCUGCCUCAUACCUCCUCUGGUAACUUUUCAGUGUCAGGAAAGACCAUUCCUAUUUUCCCAGGCCUUUUAAACGUUUGCCUGUUUCAUUUCUAACAUGCUUAUGUGUGCAUUUUAAAAUUGUUGUCUUUGCUUUUAAAAGCUGAAUUAUUGUUCCUGCUUUAAAAAUACCUUUUAAGGUCUGGUAUUAUUGUUUUCUAUCAUUGCUACUAUCAUUUUAUAGUUUUAUUUUGAAUGUCACCUGGAAAGCUUUCUAUAGGGCAACUCAUAAUUCUGUUGUUUUUUGAUGAUGAUCAUUGCCCUUUGUUGACCCAAGCUAUUUAUAUGAAUUAGCCUUUUUUAAGUAGAACAUGGAUUAUCAGGGCCUAAAUAAAUUGUAUAUAAUUCUGUGUUUUUCUUAACAGUUCCUGAUGACCUUUCUGUAGAGGAGAAAGAAGAGCUUUUAAAUAUUCGUCGUAGAAAAAAAGAAUUAAUUGAUGAUAUCGAGCGGUUAAAAUUUGAAAUAGCAGAGGUAAUGACAGAAAUUGAUAACUUGACAAGCGUGGAAGAAAGCAAAUCCACACAGAGGAAUAAGCAAAUAGCAAUGGGAAGAAAAAAAUUCAACAUGGAUCCCAAGAAGGGAAUCCAGUUUCUCAUAGAAAAUGACCUCUUGCAGAAUACCCCUGAGGACAUUGCGCAGUUCCUUUAUAAAGGGGAAGGGCUAAAUAAAACAGUAAUUGGAGAUUAUCUCGGUGAAAGAGAUGACUUUAAUAUUAAAGUACUUCAGGCUUUUGUUGAACUCCAUGAGUUUGCUGAUCUUAAUCUUGUACAAGCCUUAAGGCAGUUCCUGUGGAGCUUCAGGCUUCCUGGAGAGGCUCAAAAAAUUGAUCGUAUGAUGGAAGCUUUUGCUUCACGUUAUUGCCUUUGUAAUCCUGGAGUCUUUCAGUCUACAGAUACAUGUUACGUACUAUCUUUUGCAAUCAUUAUGUUAAACACUAGUCUACACAACCAUAAUGUCAGAGACAAACCAACAGUGGAGCGGUUUAUAUCUAUGAAUCGAGGUAUUAACGAGGGUGGGGACCUCCCAGAAGAAUUGCUAAGGAAUUUAUAUGAAAGCAUUAAAAAUGAGCCCUUUAAAAUUCCAGAGGAUGAUGGGAAUGAUUUAACCCAUACAUUUUUCAACCCAGACCGAGAAGGUUGGCUGCUGAAAUUAGGAGGUGGAAGAGUGAAAACAUGGAAAAGGAGGUGGUUUAUAUUGACAGAUAAUUGCCUGUAUUAUUUUGAAUACACGACAGACAAAGAACCCAGAGGAAUUAUCCCUUUGGAAAACCUCAGCAUAAGAGAAGUUGAGGAUCCAAGAAAACCAAAUUGCUUUGAGCUGUAUAAUCCCAGCCACAAGGGGCAAGUCAUUAAAGCUUGUAAGACAGAAGCUGAUGGCAGAGUGGUGGAAGGCAACCACGUGGUUUACAGGAUAUCUGCCCCAACUCCUGAAGAAAAAGACGAGUGGAUCAAAUCGAUCAAAGCGAGUAUCAGCAAGGAUCCUUUUUACGACAUGCUGGCAACCAGGAAGAGAAGAAUCGCAAAUAAAAAAUAGCGCUAACAAGGGAUGCUUGUGGUUCUGCUUUAGCAGAAUGGUUAGUACAUCAUAAAACCAAGGUAAAGACAAGAAGAUUUGUAUUGGAAACGUAGUCUCCUGCCGCAUCUGUCCCUUCUUUACCCAUUGAGAAUAUCCCCUGAAAUACUGGAAGACACUUCAAGCACAUGGACUUGCAUGUGAACUGAAAGCUCGGAAGCCGAAUGUGCCGUUCUGAGUGUGGGCAGUAUUGUUGAGCCAGGAGACGGUGGUCUGUAGUCCUUCCCUCUCCUGUUUUUCCAGGACUUUGCCUAGUUUUGUGACCUGUUGUUGAAUCCAGCUUUCGCCACUAGCAGAUGACCGUUCCCUGCACACAAAGUCUUUUGGUCUUGAGUCAUCCAAACCUCAUCUUACCCUUUGUAAUGCAGAAACAUUUGCGCCUUGAUUAUUUUGUAUGCAACUCACAUCCAGUCUGUGUUGUCAUUUGUCUGUAUGAUUUAGGAACCUCUCUUUCAUAAACAGCUGAUGGUGCACUGAAAACAUGAAGCUCUCAAAGACGAAAGGUUAUAAGCAGGAGCUUUGGCAGUACCAAUGUAGCUUAUCUUUGGUUCUUAGACGACUUGGGCAUGUGCCGUUUCUUUUCUCCAGAUGUUAGCCUGAACGGUCUUUCCCAAAUCUGAGGUUUUUCCAGUAUCAUUUGCUGUCUUAUAUUUUUUGUAAAAUUGUGCUGCCAUUUAAUGCCACGUUAGUAAAUCACACAACCUGUUUACCAGCUUCUUCAUGCUCAUUUCUGUACAGUUUAGCUUUAAUGGUUCUCCUUAUUUAUUAUCCCAUAGGUAAAUCAAAAGAUCAUAUUUUGGGGGAGAGAGGAAAUAAAAAGAGAAGUCUGUGAAUCUCUGUCUGCAAGUUUAGUUACUGCAUAUUUUGCUAAUGGAAGAGGAGUGUGGCAGGAUUCAGACAUUCAAGUAUUUUUUUAGACUCCAUUUUGUAUAAUUACCUAAAUCAGUGUUAAGUUUUACAUUUUCCUUAAGGAAGAUAAGCUCUUAAAGAAGACCACCUGUAUGGCUGUGUUGUGGUUUAUGAAGCUGUGUAUCAGCAUCACGGCUGAGUGGUCUUCCACUUACCCCUUGUCCCCUCCGCUUGUUGCAGGCCAGCCUUGGCAUUGUUCAUGCAGCUUGUAUGAAGCCAAAAAUCCCCAUUAUGUCUGCCUGUUGGUUAUGCAAAUGAGGUCACCUCUCUCUGUGCAACUGCUGAACUUCCUUCCUCGUUUCUCUCUUUCUCCAGGGGGCUUUGUGGUCUUCUUUUUUUCGAGGGGCUUUCUGCAGCCUAUCCUCUUCUUCCCCAAUCCCUCAAGCUUUUGCUGCUUUCUGAGCAACAUGGUCUGUGUUUCCUUUUCUUUUCCAUCCAAAUUUGAGAUUUCAAGAUGCAAACUCUUCCUUUUGUGCAUGCGUAUGUGUAUCUGUUUGUGGCAACAUCUGUCAGAACACUUGGACAGAACUGGAUGAAGUUAUCCUGUGUUUUCUUAGUGAACUGAUUUCUCCGUGUCACUCAUUAUAUAGCCAGGGCAGCGCCACCUAUGAACAAGGCAGGGGUAUUAGAAGGCUUGAGAGAACCUCAAGGUUUGUGACAACAAACAAAAUAAACUUGCAGGGUCUACUUGAGUAGGUUUGUGGAACUGCAGAUGUCGCAUUUACCUCUUUCCAUAGCUGCAAGAUUUUGUUUACAGUAAGUAACAAAAUCCUACAUGUUUCUCUCCCACAUGCUCAAAAAACAGAUCAGCCUCUAUUCUGACAGGCCACUCUUGGGCUUCCAGACUCUCAGACAGAUCUCGCUCUAAAUGCCUUGUUUUAAGUGUCCUUUUCCUAUCACAAACAUCUCUACAGCCCAGCUGGCUCUUUUCAGCCUUCAUCCUCUCUAGUUCUGCACCCUCACCUCCUGUACGAUCGCUUCCCAUACAGUGGUGUAUCCUUGCUGUUGUGAUCUCUCCCCAGUAUCCCCCCAAGAUGACUUUGUUUGUAAGAUUGGACAAAGGGUGAGGGGAAAGGAGACAGAUCAAAAGCUAUAUAUUAGAGAGUAUGUUCAUAAAGCUAAAAAAACUUGUUUAUGACUAGGCUUUGCCUAUUGUUGUGGCCUCCUAAUUGAAAAGGUACAAUAAUGGCUCACAAGCCCAUCUGUUUUUCUAAUAAUCAUCCUGUUUAGAUGCAUUAUUACCGCUGUAUUACUGCUCUGGCAUAUACAAGGCUCUCUUCCUAGGCUGCUUUCCUCACUCCCCUCCUUUUUUCUGUAAGAUUUCCCCAUAUCUCCUUCCCUAAGGAAUUCUUCUGCUCCUAGCCAGCUGGAUUUAGAGCUGUACUUUCCACACCUAACCAUAGAGGGCUGCCUGCUUUUUUGAGCAGUAUGCUUAAAAAAGAGACUGGAACUGGGCAGCUAUAAGAUCCUCAUGUGAGGAGAACCUCAUCCAUUUUGGUCAGAAUUUCCAGAAUUUGGUCACCCUGGAAGUUCUGUGGGAUUUUGACGCAAAAUUCAGGGACAUUUAAACAUUAGAAGUAGCAUAAGUUUGAUCAGUAUUUUUAUCCAACGCUACACAUCUAACACAGGAGGCUGGGGAUUACAAAUGUAAACUAGGAAAUACUGCAGACAUUUCUAAUUCAGCGGAAGAAAAAUCCCCCUUUGGCAAAGAAUGUGUAAACCGAGGAUGAUGUUCUCUGUGCUUCCUGCUGAAACAGAGAAUAGGAGUAUUGGAUGUUUAUAAGGAGUAUUAGCAGGAAUCAAAGUAAGGCCAAAACUUCCAGUGGCCGUAAGGCCAGUAAAUAAACUAGCCAGUUGCAGGAACAGCUUGUGAAUGGUCAGGGACAGUUGAAGUAUUUAAGAAGACAAAUAAAUCCCCCCCCCCCCAUGCACUGCCUCUUCUCCCUUGGCCUUAGGAAGCAGAAGUUUUUGAAGUAGUGCCGGCUUGUUAUUCUGAGCCCACGUGCCACUUAGCAUACACACCCAUUCUACCAAAGGUCUUGUUUGGUGAAAAGCGGACAAUCCCUCUCUGUAUCUUCUUUCCCCUUAGUGAGAGUAGAGGGCAUUCGCACAAUGCGAUUUCUGCCCUAGUUGUUUUUUGCCCAAGAACUUUUCAAACCUUGUGGACUCUGGCUUCUGAGGGUCGGGGUGGGGUAGUUUUAAUAGCACUUUAAGCUCAGCUGGCCUGACAGGUGCUGAACCUAACAGAGAAGAUUUAGCUUGGAAAUGUCACUUAGUAUUUUGGAUGGCUUGAAGUGUGUGGUACAAAAUUUAGAACUUUAUAAACCAAGCAGCAUUUAAAAUACUUCAUAUUAAAAUUGCCUAUUUUUAAAGAAAAGCAGUACAUAUCUUUUCUAGAAAUGCUUGCUGGAAAAAGGGUCACAGGGAUCUGGUGGAGAUUAACACUGACUCCUUACAAUCAGGAUCUAAUCUCAGAAACCUCCUUCCUGACACAGUUCCACUCUUCCUUUCCCUGGUGCCAUAAACAUGCCUUAGCAUUACAUCAGUCUUGAUGCUGGCCGUGGUCAAGGCAGAGAAAACUUGUGUUGUUCCCAAGGUUGGUUACUGGGGUGCUAGAAACCAGUGUUACAUCUGCACUGGCCCUUAGACCAGAUGCUGUUAACUAACAUGUAGCCCGCUAAUUCUUUCUCUAUUUUCUUGGAGGAUGUUUCCUAAAUGUAAGGUAAAUGUAUAUACUGUACAUCUGUGUAUUAUUGAUUUUGGAAUUUCGUUAUUCUUGUAUGCCAAUGAAUUGCAUGCAAUAUUCUGUAUCUAUGUUACACAAAUAUCUACGGUGAUCUUGUAUGGCUCUUUUAAAUCCAUUGCAAGUAUUUCGUUAACAAAAGGCAUUUUGCAGAGAUUCAGUCUCAGAAAUAAAAAUAUGAAUUCCACCAAA
Varanus komodoensis (Komodo dragon) is the source of this 16056-nucleotide messenger RNA. It is a transcript of the gene CYTH3, whose product is annotated as cytohesin 3. The record is from RefSeq and is a predicted model, not a curated record. Gene Ontology annotation, biological process: regulation of ARF protein signal transduction. Lineage: Eukaryota; Metazoa; Chordata; Lepidosauria; Squamata; Varanidae. The transcript has 12 exons. The coding region runs from base 11115 to 12173 and encodes 352 amino acids. Gene Ontology annotation, molecular function: guanyl-nucleotide exchange factor activity.